AUGUCUUUACCACCUGUUCCACCUCGUCCUGAUAGUCCACAAAAACUUACAACAUGCGCAUUACACUCAGAACAGUUGCCAAAAAAGGCAAAGGAUAUACCAUAUAAUAAUUUAAAGGACGAAGAAUCGUCAGAUUUAUGUCAAAAAAAACUCUCAGAUGAAUUAUUUAAUAGUUCUAACAAACAUAUUUUAACGGAACAAAUGAAUCAUCUCGAAAAAGAUAGUGUUAUUAAUACUUCAUACAAUACACAUAAAGAUAUUAACGUUCGUUUUCCUAGCAGUAUAUCUGAAUUAAACUCUCAAGAAGAACCUGCAUUUGAAAAAUCUAGCUCUAUUUUGAUUUCAACAAAUUCAAUAUUUAAUACACAAAAACAAUAUGCAUACAUUUGUGAUGAAAACUAUAGAAAAUAUAACAAAAAGCUUUAUUCUAAGCCCGAAAACGAAACAUACACAUCCUUUUCAAACAAUAAUAAUAACUAUCAACUAAAUUCUUUAGAAAAAAAUACUAUUAUUACAAACAAGGAAACAAAAAAACACAACGAAGAAAAAUCAUUAUGUUUCUCUAACUCUUUUUUUCCAUCUAAUGAUACUUAUUCUCCAAAAAAUUUCAACAAAAAUUCUACUAUUACAUGUCUACCUAAAAAUAUCAAAGAUUCUAAUCAUGUUCAAGAGACAAAAUUGUUAUCUAAAGCAAUUAUUUGUGAAAGCGAAAAAAGAGAGCCACAUUGUAAUAAAAACAAUUCAAAUAUAUUCCAAAAAUAUCAAAAAACAAAGAAAAAUUUAGAAUUUCAAGAAUUCAAAACUUUAAAAACAUCUGCUCAAAACACCCUCAUAUUAAAUAAUACAAGUUUAGAUAAUAAAAAACAUUUUCCAGAUAAUAGAACUUGUGAACAAAAUAAUAUCUCUUUAGAAGACACUACAAGAAAAGAAAACUCAAUAGUUUUAUCAAAUUCUAUUAACAAUGAUACCUUUGAAAUCGAAAAGCAUUUGGAAUUUACACAAAAAAUUAAACCAUCAGAUCAAAUUAUAAAAUCGGAAAAUAAAGACUAUCAAUCUACUAAUUUAAAUAUGAACGAUAAACCAAUUCUUCCAUCGAGACCUACAAAAAAAGAAAUAACGUCAACCACACUUCAUUCAUCACAUACAUCAUUAGCUAGUAUUAAAAAUCCAAUUAACACGCGAACUCAGUUUUCUCGAAAUUUAGAAGAAAAAUUAAAAUUUGGACCUCCAAAAAUAUUGAACUUUAAGCAUUUACAAAGUAAUACCAGUGAGAAUGACAUUUCUAACUCUUUGUUUGAAAAUACUAAGCCAUUGCUCGAAUUGUCCAUGUUAGAGGAUUUACGAAAAACAAGAUCUAAAGGCCCUUCUAGACGCAAACCUACUAUUAUAACAACAAAAUUCCCAAAAAAACUAGGAUUUUCUAAUGUUAUUAAAUUAUUUGAUAUCAUAAACGAUGAAACAUCAGAAAAUCAUAAAAAAAAUAUUAUAGAACCAAUAAUAAAAAAUAAUCUUAAUACUUCUAAUAUAGAAGACUUUAUAGAAAAUGAUAAACCUGUAAUCAUCACAUCCUCUAAUGAUUUAUCAAAUACUUUCUCAACAAUCACUCUUAAUUAA
Molecule: messenger RNA, 1614 nt
Organism: Pneumocystis jirovecii RU7
Lineage: Eukaryota; Fungi; Ascomycota; Pneumocystomycetes; Pneumocystales; Pneumocystaceae
Exons: 1
Coding region: 1-1614 (537 amino acids)
Source: RefSeq, a predicted model, not a curated record